This is a messenger RNA of Ilex paraguariensis (yerba mate), 882 nucleotides long. The record is from the annotation of a GenBank genome assembly. NCBI's taxonomy places the organism in Eukaryota, Viridiplantae, Streptophyta, Magnoliopsida, Aquifoliales, Aquifoliaceae.
AUGGAGAAACUAAUGAGGCAAAUCAUGUUCUGUGGUUUAUUCAAUGCUCUUCUUUUGCUUUUAGCUGCAUGCCCAGCAACAUGUCAAGAAGUUGAGGAUGAGAGCGAGUUCAGUUAUGUACCAGGAAGCGAUAAUGGACCGGAGCGCUGGGGAGAGAUUCAUCCAGACUGGAGCAUGUGUAACAAUGGAACCAUGCAGUCUCCUAUUGAUCUGCUGCAUGAGAGAGUUGAGAUAGUUUCUCACUUGGGAAGACUUAAGCGGGAUUACAAACCCUCUAAUGCAAUUCUUAUAAAUAGAGGCCAUGAUAUGAUGUUGAGAUGGGAAAGUGGUGGAGGACACAUCUACAUAAAUGAAACUCAGUACACACUCAACCAGUGCCAUUGGCACUCACCUUCUGAACACACCAUCAAUGGCCGGAGAUAUGAUCUAGAAGUUCACUUGGUUCAUGAGAGCAUGGACGGUAGGACUGCUGUGUUUGGAAUCAUGUAUAAGAUUGGACGGCCUGAUUCCUUCUUGUCGAUGAUGGGGAAAGAUUUAAAAGCCCUUGCUGAUAUCAGAGGAGUGGAGAGGGUGAUGGGGAAAGAUUUAAAAGGCCUUGCUGAUAUCAGAGGAGUGGAGAGGGUGGUGGGUACAAUUGACCCAAGGCAAAUAAAGUUGGGGAGUAGAAAGUAUUACAGGUACAUUGGGUCCCUUACAGUUCCUCCUUGCACUGAAAACAUUGCCUGGACCAUGCUGAGAAAGGUCAGAACUGCUAGCAGAGAACAAGUGAGACUAAUUCGUCGAGCUGUUCACGACGACUCAGAAACUAAUGCAAGACCCAUACAACCAAUAAAUCAGCGCACAGUAACGCUAUACUGGCCAACAGAUCGUCAAGGAAAUUGA